Messenger RNA from Xenopus laevis (African clawed frog), 1005 nucleotides. RefSeq names its product Amphiregulin S homeolog (gene areg.S). Gene Ontology annotation, cellular component: membrane. Gene Ontology annotation, biological process: positive regulation of cell population proliferation; epidermal growth factor receptor signaling pathway. Gene Ontology annotation, molecular function: epidermal growth factor receptor binding; growth factor activity. The transcript has 6 exons. Bases 137 to 817 code for a protein of 226 amino acids. Lineage: Eukaryota; Metazoa; Chordata; Amphibia; Anura; Pipidae. The record is from RefSeq and is a predicted model, not a curated record.
ACAGAAUUAAGUCUGAGAGGCUUGUGUUUGCCAUUUGUCCUUCUCUACAGUCAAGUCAGAGAAGUACAGGAAUUGCACUGCCCCUGCAGGAAUAUUACUCGUAAGGAUUUACUCGUCUAGACUAUACUCAUCAAUUAUGUUUUCUCUGCGAUCAGUCGUUCUGUGUGCCACACUGCUGCUCACCUUCGCUUCCCAAUUCACAGCGCAUUGCUCCGAAUUGAACAGCACCCAAGCUGACAGUAAUGUAACCUUCUCCGGGGACCACGGAUUUGAUGGAACGGGGAGUGCUGUGGAAGUUAACUGGGAAGAAGAGGAAGAUGAAGAACAUGAGGAUGAUUUCUCUAUCUUGGGAUUUAUAACAGAUGAUUCUAUUCGUGUUGAACCAGUGGUAAAGCCAGAGAAUCCCCCCAAAAAUGGAGAGAAAAAAAACUCAGAAAAGAAAAAGAAGAAGGAAAGAGGGGAUAAGAAAAAAAAGAAGAAGAAGAAUCCCUGCCAAAACACCCAUAAAGAUUAUUGCAUUCACGGUGAAUGUAAAUACUUAGCCAGCUUGCAAGAAGUGACAUGCAAAUGUCAGCCAGAAUACUUUGGUGAACGGUGUAGCGAACAGUCCAUGAAGACACAGACAAAGGAUAACUUAAGCAACAUGUCAACAAUAGCACUAGCAGUUGUAGCAGUCCUGUUGUCAACAAUCAGCAUUACUGCCAUCAUUAUUAUCAUUGUUGUACAUACAAGAAGGAAAUAUGCUUCCUAUCAGUGUGAAGUGGAAGAAAAAAAGAGAUUAGGUCAAGAAAAUGGAAGCGAAGAGAUAGAUGUGUGAAGUGAACAACAAUGGAAAAGAUAUGUUUUCCUGGGAAUAUCACUGCCAAACCUCAUUCAUGUGGAACUGCCUAAAAAGAAAACCUGACUAUUGAAAAUAUUGUUAUAUAUAUUUUUUAUAUGUAAAAUUUAUUUAUUUUUUAUUUAAUUAUUUAAUGUUAUUAUUGAAUUAAAUUUUUUUUAUAUAAA